ACCUGUCUCUCCAGUCCUGCGUCCCUAGGUCCCAACUCUGCUGGGUAACAGAACGGUUGAGGCCCAAAGCAGAGCUCAGGUGACCUAACUGGGCGGAGCAGCGAGGGCAGGGGCAGGGGCGCUUCCUGAGAGGAGGGAUCGAACCCCGCGAUGAAGGCAAGGGGCCCGACCUCUGGCCACGGCCCUCAGGGCCGCUGGACUCCGCACCUGCGCCGCGCCCCGCCCCGGCCCCGCCCCCGCCCCCGCCCCCAGCGUGUUUGCGGGGCGCGGGCGAGGCGGGCCGAACCGAAGGAGACGCGAGGGGAGGGGCGGCAGCCGCUCGGUGCCGGCUCCGCAGGCCGGGCUGCUCGGGUGUCUGGCCCUUUAAGGGCCACCCCCGAGGAGGUGCCAGGCCCUAGUGGCUCGGUCUCUCCUUCCUGGUCCUGCGGGGCAGCCACUGUCCGUGGGGCUGUGGGAGGACCCCGUGCCCGGUGCCGGCCCAGGUGUCCCCGGCCUGGCCCCAUGGCCCUGGUCACAGUGAGCCGCUCGCCGCCGGUCAGCGGCCACUCCACGCCUGUGGGGCCCACGCAGGACCAGGCGGCCAAGAGGAGAAGCCGGCUCCAGCGAAGGCAGAGCUUUGCAGUGCUCCGCGGGGCUGUCCUGGGACUGCAGGAUGGCGGGGAUGGUGAAGAUGCAGCUGAGGCCAGCCCGGAGCCAGCGGAGGAGCCCCCGGGCGAAGAGCAGCCCUGCAGGGAUGAGACAGACGACGGGCCUGGGCCCCAGAGUCCCCGGAAGCAGGAGCAGAGUCAGCACCUGCACCUCAUGGUGGAGCUGCUGAGGCCGCAGGACGACAUCCGCCUGGCAGCCCAGCUGGAGGCAGCACGGCCCCCCCGGCUCCGCUACCUGCUGGUGGUUUCCACAAGAGAACCCCUGAGCCAGGAUGAGACAGUCCUCCUGGGAGUGGACUUCCCUGACAGCAGCUCCCCCAGCUGCACCCUGGGCCUGGUCUUGCCUCUCUGGAGUGACACCCAGGUGUACCUAGAUGGAGAUGGGGGCUUCAGUGUGACAUCUGGCGGGCAGAGCCGAAUCUUCAAGCCCAUCUCCAUCCAGACCAUGUGGGCCACACUCCAGGUAUUGCACCAGGCGUGUGAGGUGGCUCUGGGCAGCGGUCUUGUGCCAGGGGGCAGUGCCCUCACCUGGGCCGGCCACUACCAGGACAGACUGAGCUCUGAUCAGAGCUGCCUCAACGAGUGGAUGGCCAUGGCUGACCUGGAAUCUCUGCGGCCUCCCAGCGCUGAGCCUGGCCGGCCCUCAGAACAGGAGCAGAUGGAGCAGGCGAUCCGGGCUGAGCUGUGGGAGGUGCUGGACACCAGUGACCUGGAGAGCAUCACUUCCAAAGAGAUCCGCCAGGCCCUGGAGCAGCGCCUGGGCUGCCCUCUCCAACAGUACCGCGACUUCAUUGACAACCAGAUGCUGCUGCUCAUGGCCCAGCAAGACCGGGCCUCCCGCAUCUUCCCUCACCUCUACCUGGGCUCAGAGUGGAAUGCAGCCAACCUGGAGGAGCUGCAGAGAAACAGGGUCAGCCACAUCCUGAACAUGGCCCGGGAGAUUGACAACUUCUACCCUGAGCGCUUCACCUACCACAACGUGCGCCUCUGGGACGAGGAGUCCGCCCAGCUGCUGCCCCACUGGAAGGAGACACACCGCUUCGUGGAGGCUGCAAGGGCGCAGGGCACCCGGGUGCUAGUCCACUGCAAGAUGGGCGUCAGCCGCUCAGCUGCCACCGUGAUCGCCUAUGCCAUGAAGCAGUACGGCUGGAACCUGGAGCAGGCCCUGCGCCACGUGCAGGAGCUCCGGCCCAUCGUCCGCCCCAACCCCGGCUUCCUGCGCCAGCUGCAGACCUAUCAGGGCAUCCUGACUGCCAGCCGGCAGAGCCAUGUCUGGGAGCAGAAAGCGGGUGGGGCCUCCCCAGAGGAGCCCCUGGCCCCCGAGGUCUCUACACCAUUCCCACCUCUUCCGCCAGAACCGGGGGGUAGUGGGGAGGUGAAGGUUAUAGAACCAGAGGAGAGCCAGGCAGCCCCAACAGAAGAGCCUGGGCCGCGACCCCGCAUCAACCUCCGCGGAGUCAUGAGGUCCAUCAGCCUCCUGGAGCCUCCCUCGGAGCUGGAAAGCACCUCAGGGGCUGAAGACCCACCAGAGGUUUUCUCUUCAAACGAGUCUUCAGAUGAAGACCCUCCACAGCCCUUCCCUCAGCUAUCAAAGGCCAAGGGAGGUGGGCGGGUCCGCAAGGGGCCUUGGCCAUCCCUGAAGUCCCGCCAGUCUGUGGUUGCCCUCAACAGCGCCGCCCUGGUGGCCAGCCGGAGCCAGGUCUUCCAGGAGCAGGGGGAGGCUGGCCGCUCCUCCACACCCAGGCUCCGGAAGGUGGUGAGGCAGGCCAGCGUGGAUGGCAGUGGGGAGGAGGGCGAGGCCUAGCCCUCCGCAUGCCCAGGCCCCUAGACACGAAUAGAGGUGCCUGAACAGCUCCCGGGACCAGCACCCCUCACUCCUGUCAGCCUGCAGCCCUCCUCUUAGCUCCUCCCCAGGAGGCCCCAGACCCCCGUCACUACAGCCCCACCUGCACAGCCUUAAGUCUCGGACCCAUGUCCACCUGUCCAAGGGCUCAAGACUGUCUCGAUACGGGGAUGAGGUAGAGAGACUAAAGGUGCCUUUGUGGGCAACAGCACCAGCUGCAUUCUCAACUGCUGCUGAACCUGGAACCUCGCCGCCACGGAAUAAAACACCAAGUUCCCCAGCGCCGAAAGCCUCCGGCUCCUCCCUCACCCCCACCUGUGUGCCUCAUCCCUGCCCCCUCAUUCCUGGGGCCCACUAGGCCAGAGGACCAGUGGCCCCAAAUGCUGAGAGUAACUCAGUCCGCAGUCCCCAGCCCUAGGGGGCUCUGAGGAGCCGAGGCCGGGCCCCCCUCCAACAGCCCACAACCGGCCCGAGUCUUUUGCUGCUGCCCGUCACCCUCCCCACCCCCCACGGCACUACACUGGCUCACAGAGCACAGACCAAAGAGUCUUCUCUUCGACCUCACGGCCUCUGACCAGUUUUUCAUAGUCUUCAUAGUAUCUGGCUUUGUACUUAGAAAUAAAGAACAUUUUCAUAUUAUU
Equus quagga is the source of this 3131-nucleotide messenger RNA. RefSeq names its product slingshot protein phosphatase 3 (gene SSH3). Gene Ontology annotation, molecular function: protein tyrosine/serine/threonine phosphatase activity; actin binding. Bases 151 to 2451 code for a protein of 766 amino acids. Lineage: Eukaryota; Metazoa; Chordata; Mammalia; Perissodactyla; Equidae. Gene Ontology annotation, cellular component: cytoplasm. Gene Ontology annotation, biological process: negative regulation of actin filament polymerization; protein dephosphorylation; actin cytoskeleton organization. The transcript has 14 exons. The record is from RefSeq and is a predicted model, not a curated record.